Talpa occidentalis (Iberian mole) is the source of this 1291-nucleotide messenger RNA. RefSeq names its product DnaJ heat shock protein family (Hsp40) member B6 (gene DNAJB6). Gene Ontology annotation, cellular component: cytosol; endoplasmic reticulum membrane. Bases 82 to 1098 code for a protein of 338 amino acids. Lineage: Eukaryota; Metazoa; Chordata; Mammalia; Eulipotyphla; Talpidae. The transcript has 10 exons. The record is from RefSeq and is a predicted model, not a curated record. Gene Ontology annotation, biological process: protein refolding; positive regulation of proteasomal ubiquitin-dependent protein catabolic process. Gene Ontology annotation, molecular function: Hsp70 protein binding; ATPase activator activity.
AGGCGAGUCGCGCCAGCGCCGCCCGCCGGAGCCGAGGCCGAGCCGGCGCCGUCCCGGGACUCGCCCCAGCAGCCUGCGACCAUGGUGGACUACUACGAAGUUCUGGGCGUGCAGAGGCAGGCCUCACCCGAGGACAUCAAGAAGGCGUACCGGAAGCUUGCGCUGAAGUGGCACCCAGAUAAAAACCCUGACAAUAAAGAAGAAGCAGAGAGAAAAUUCAAACAAGUAGCUGAGGCUUACGAGGUGCUAUCAGACGCUAAGAAGCGGGACAUCUAUGACAAGUACGGCAAGGAGGGCCUGAACGGCGGAGGCGGAGGAGGAAGCCACUUCGACAGCCCGUUUGAGUUUGGCUUCACAUUCCGUAACCCGGAUGACGUCUUCAGGGAAUUUUUUGGCGGCAGGGACCCGUUCUCAUUCGACUUCUUCGAGGACCCAUUCGAAGAUUUCUUUGGGAAUCGUCGGGGCCCCCGUGGGAGCAGGAGCCGGGGCACGGGCUCGUUCUUCUCUGCUUUCGGAGGGUUUCCAGCUUUCGGAGGCGGAUUUCCUUCUUUUGACACAGGGUUCAGCUCCUUCGGCUCCCUGGGCCACGGGGGCCUCACGUCCUUCUCAUCCACGGCGUUCGGUGGCAGCGGGAUGGGCUCCUUCAAGUCCAUAUCAACAUCCACCAAGAUCGUCAACGGAAGGAAGAUCACCACCAAGAGGAUCGUGGAGAACGGCCAGGAGCGGGUGGAGGUGGAGGAGGACGGCCAGCUCAAGUCCCUGACGGUGAACGGUGUGGCGGACCCCGAGGCCUUCCUGGAGGAGACCCGGCGAAGAGGCCAGAGCGCGCUGCCCGCCGCCCCGCCCGCCGCCCCGCCCGCCGGCGCCCGCCCGCCGCGCGCCCCCCGGCCCGCCCCGCCCGCGCGGGCCCCCGCGCCGCCCCCCGCGCUGCACCCCGCGGACGACGACGACGACGACGAGCCGGCCCGGCCGCGCGCCCCCGGCGGCUGGGACCCCGCCGCGCCGCCCGCAGGGUUCAAAGAAGGGAGCAAGAGGAAGAAGCCGAAGCACAAGGAGGAGUCCAAGAAGAAGAAGCCCACCAAGGGGCAGCACCACUAGCCGGGCCGGCAGACGGUGGCCCCAGGCGUGGCCAGGCCAGCUGGCCAUGCGCACUCUUAGGUAGCAGCCUCUGCCCCCACCCCCUGUAACGAGACCACCCACCUCCCCUGGGGGGGCGCCAGGGCAGGCCUGGGCGUGGGGAGCCCCUGGACUCUGCUUCUCCAACACUAAACCCCAGCAGCUUCUCCAGACC